GUCUAUGCGGCGGGAGAAAGUAGCUGGCAGAGGGAGAGAGGCCAGCAAGGCGUCCUGCUGAAAAACCAACCGCUUUUCUAAGUGGUUCCCUCCAGGCAUGAGCCCGAGUAUUUCACUCCCUCGCCCCCUCACGCAGGGAUGCAGGGCUCACAGUGGCCAACAGAAAUAUGGAGCAUGGUGCCCUUGAUGAACCCAGCACCAGGCUUAACUCCUGACCAUCCUGGGGCUGAUCCCUCAAGAGGGACAGCCUGAUGGCCCCUGCUGGUCAGGGAAAAACAGAGGAGCCCUGGUUGCUCAGGAGAGCUGGUGAAUACUCGCUCCUGCACGGUCACCUUCCAGAAAGCAUUACCAGCGAGGGAAGGCUCUGGGGGAAGGGCUCCUCUCCUGUCACAGGUCCGAAAGCAGUGAGGGGCCAGGAGCGGGGCUCCCUGGCUGUGCAGUGUCGAUACACUCCUGGGUGGGAGUCCCACGGGAAGUGGUGGUGCCGAGGAGCCGACUGGGGCAGCUGCAAGAUCCUUGUUCAAACCACUGCAUCAGAGCCGGAGGUGAAGACGGACCGUGUGUCCAUCAGGGACAAUCGGGAAAACCGCACAUUCACCGUGACCACAGAGCAGCUCAGGCUGGACGAUGCAGGCGUUUACUGGUGUGGGAUUGAGAAAGUCGGAUAUGACCACGGGGCCCAAGUUAGGGUGACUGUUGACCCAGCACCCGCGACAGUGCCGACCACCACUUCCGCUAUUAACACGUUCACAGCACCUGUCACCUCAGGAGUUGACUCCCUGAAUAUGACCAGCCACGGUUCCAAUGGCAGCAGCAUCUUCAGGAAUCUCAGCACCCUUCUUCCCCUCAUUUUUGCUGUGUUGCUGCUUCUCUUGGUGGUGGCCUCCGUCGUGGUUUGGAGGAUGGUGAAGCAACAGAAGAAAGGGGCUGCAACAUCCCCAGAGCAGCCCUUGGAGAGUGACCUCUGCUACGCAAACCUGAACCUGCAGGAGCCCAACUCUGGCUCUUCCCAGAGGAAGGCCUCCACCCAGCCCUCCUCCUCUGCCCAGGGCCACCCCAAGGAUGUGGAGUAUGUUACCAUGGCUCCCUUCCCCAGGGAGGACAUCGCCUAUGCAGCUCUGUCUUUGGGGGACAAUGAGAAUCAAGAGGUGACCUACAGCAACAUGGGGGACCUCCUGGCCCACGAUCCCAGUAGGAGCCACGAGGAGCCCACGGAAUACUGUGCCGUCAAGAAGGCUUAGCCUGCGCUCCAGGUGCCCCUCGGACCCCCCUUGAGGCCUGCAAUCACAUUCCUGCUUUAUCUGCUUUCCGCCCCCCGUCCCCUCCCGGGACCAGCUGGCGAUGGAGGCCCACGGGCAGCUUAGGCUCGGGUUCGGGGCUCCUGGGGUUUAGAUAGGGGUCUCUGCACAUCCUUUUCUCUCCCACACAGCCUGGGAGGGGGCUGGGGUACACCCUGGAGCUGCUGAGGGAGGAAUCACGACGCUAAUGACAAUAGUAAUUAACCUUUAUUUAUUGCUGACCAUGCAUGAUGGGUUGAAUAACGGCCCUCAAAUUAGUGGCAUCUGAAUCCCCAGAACCUGGCAACGUUUCCUGAUAUGGUACAAGGUGCCUUGCGGGUGUAAUGGAGUCAAGGAUCUGGAGAUGGGGAGAUUAUUCUGGAUUAUCCAGCUGAGCCCUAAACAUAAUCACGAGGGUCCUUACAAGAAGGAGGCAAGAAGGUCACGGAGAAGAUGGCGUGAUGGUGGGAACAGAGGUCCCGGUGACGUGGCCAGGAUCCACAGAACGCUGUAGCCUCUGGGAGCUGGAAAAGCCAAGGAACGGAUCCUCCCCUGGAGCCUCCAGAAGGAACCAGCCCUGCUGACUCUUUGACUUUAGCCCAGGGGAACUGAUUGCAUCCUUCUGGCCUCUGGAAUUGUAGGAGAAUAAAUUUGCAUCGUUUUGUAAUUGA
Messenger RNA from Phacochoerus africanus (Common warthog), 1948 nucleotides. RefSeq names its product CD300 molecule like family member f (gene CD300LF). The coding region runs from base 252 to 1241 and encodes 329 amino acids. NCBI's taxonomy places the organism in Eukaryota, Metazoa, Chordata, Mammalia, Artiodactyla, Suidae. The record is from RefSeq and is a predicted model, not a curated record. Gene Ontology annotation, molecular function: transmembrane signaling receptor activity. Gene Ontology annotation, cellular component: plasma membrane. The transcript is spliced from 7 exons.